Messenger RNA from Chinchilla lanigera (long-tailed chinchilla), 4807 nucleotides. It is a transcript of the gene CUNH3orf70, whose product is annotated as chromosome unknown open reading frame, human C3orf70. The record is from RefSeq and is a predicted model, not a curated record. Lineage: Eukaryota; Metazoa; Chordata; Mammalia; Rodentia; Chinchillidae.
CGGCCCCGGCCCCGACCCCGGCCCCGCGCGCAGGGAGCGGACAUGAGUGCGGCCGCGGCGCCGGUGCCCGAGCGGGGUUGGAAGAGCGAGAAAGUGGACGAGGCGCAGGCCCUAGCGCGGAGCUGCGCCGCCCGCAGACCCGACUUCCAGCCGUGCGACGGGCUGUCCAUCUGUGCCACGCACAGCCACGGCAAGUGCUUCAAGCUGCACUGGUGCUGUCACCUGGGAUGGUGUCACUGCAAGUACGUGUAUCAGCCUAUGACCCCGGUGGAACAGCUCCCCAGCACCAAGAUUCCCGCCAGGCCCCGGGAACCCCCCGACACCAUUCAGAUCUCAGUGUCGCUCACCGAACACUUUCUGAAGUUCGCUUCUGUCUUCCAGCCUCCCCUUCCCCCUGACUCGCCGAGAUACUGCAUGAUUUCAGACCUCUUCCUCGACAACUAUCAGGUGAAAUGCAUCAACGGGAAGAUGUGCUACGUGCAGAAGCAGCCGCCCCCACACUCCCCCAAGACGAGCCCCGAGGAGGUCUCUGCACAUGGUGCCUUAAUUCCAAAAGCGAGCAACACACCAAAAAGGGGUCACUGCUCCUCUCCCUCCAGUUCUGAGGACUCCGGGAUCAACGCGAUCGGGGCCCACUAUGUGGAGUCGUGUGACGAGGACACGGAAGGAGGGGCAGAACUGAGCUCCGAGGAGGAUUACAGCCCAGAGAGCAGCUGGGAGCCGGAUGAGUGCACCCUGCUUUCGCCGUCGCAGUCUGACCUGGAAGUGAUUGAAACCAUAGAAACCACGGUGUGAGGUGCGAGCGCCCGCGGGGAGCCGCGCCCCGAUCCGCGCCGAGCUUUUGUACUUUUGUCUGAUGGACCCUUUUCCAGUGCUGUUGGUGUUUUCUACCCGCUUGUACCAACCAUAGCAGUUCGGUGGUCUGCUGGUGAGCGUCACUCUUAGUCUUAUAACCAAGACCUUUUUAUUACCAACGGUUUUCUUUUGUAUCUUGACUUACUUUCUAUGUAGCAUCUGGUGUCACGUAUUUUGACCCCGCCUUAAUUUCCCUGGGAACUUUUGAAAGCAGCGAAGUGAUGAGCACAGAGUAUCAUGGAUCAGAUGGAGGAGCUACCCAGAGCGAAGGCGACUGUAUUUCCCAGACAGCCUGUCCUCUGCAGAAAGACUUUCGGUGUCAUCUGCACACGCAGGCAGCACCCCUGUCCCGCCAGCCCCCCGGGCAAGCAGCUCACUGGAGAAAUCUGGUGUCGCUGGGCAGUGCUCUUCAUUCCCCGUGCUUCUGUCUACUUUCUGCAUGGGGUCCGGACCAGAGCCGCCCCACGUACUCCUGGGAGCUUCCUGGAGGACAAGUGGCUUCUGGUGAUGGCCAGUGUCUGCAUGACCCUCCACGCCAGGGCCGAGCUAGACCUUCAGAGCGGAGAGAGGACUCUUCAGGGUGUCUGCACACUGCAGGGGCUGCGGGAGACAGCCGGAGUAAAACUGGAUGCCCACUGCGAACGGCCCACCUUCCAGCACCAACUAGCACCCGCCAGGCUGUGGGAACCCAGGGGAAGGGGAGGCGGACUUGGCUCGGGCAUUUGAGUUGGCCUCUUGGGUGGGUUCCCAUUUCCCCGGCUUUUCUUAAUUGUUCUUCAGAUCUGAGGAAAACAUUUAGAAAGUUCUGUAGGUAUUGUAUUUAGGAGGCAGCCACAUUUAACAUCUUAAAAACAUAGUUUUAGUUAGCAUGGAAAUGCUACAAGACAGAAGUCCUAUAGGAAUUAGGAAUGAAUCUAAUAGGUUUGAUUAAUUCUGCUUCAUUUGGUUGUAUGAAGCAUUAGAAUGGCUUUAGGUGAGAAAUGGAUUAGAAUUCAAUAUGAUGCAUGGAUUUUUUAUGCAAAUGAAAAACCAUCUGAAAUAGUUCACUGCUAAGUCAGGAGCAAAUAUUUUGUGUAACAGUCACUAAUUGUCACAACCCGUUGUAUAUGUCCUCUGUCACAUGCACAGAAUCAGUUUUUAUUUGGCUCUCUUCAGAAUUUUACUCCUGCUCUCUCCACUUAUACCAUGUUAGUUGGUUCUCUGCCAUUUCUCCAAAUCUUCUGUACGUGAAGCAUAGUUAAGAAUCGAGGAAGUUUCAGUAUGGCCUGAUGAAACGACAGCCGCUGAGCUGGAGAGCAGCACUCUGGUACCCGGGCUAUCUGUGAGCGCGCUCCUGCGGCACAUCCCGUGCUCCGCCAGCAUUAUGACGUCUCCUGUGUGUCACCGUAGCUGUGGUUUAGGAAGGAGGUGGCUUGCAGCUUUCUUCCCUGACGUCUUCAGGACUUGUUAGGCUUAGGUCCCCAGAACAUCCACAGGGUUGAGAAGGCAGAGUAUGGGUUUUCCUUUGAAAACAGUGUUAGUUACAACUUUCUGUGCUAGAUGAGAGAGCAGCUCAAGGUUCCCACCUACUGAAAUUUAAAGGCUCAGCAAGUCAAACCAAGAAGGCGACAGGAAGAGCAGGAACGGUGAGGAGGGAGGGCAGGUGGACGCGGGAGAAAGGCUGACAGCAUGUCCUUGCCACCCUGGCCCUGGCGGCCUGGGGGUGUCUGAUGAGCCCUGGCAGAGGGUCUUGGUGCCUCCCUUGAGAGAGGAGCCAGAGGAAGGCAGGGAGGGGAGCCAGAUGCCCGCCAGCCACAAGUCAGUCUUACGUGCUCAGGGUUGUUAGGGCAACCCCUGCCCCUUCUAGCGUGCCCACCGGACAAGCGCUUUGAGUCCCCUGGGCGGGAUGCAGUGGGCGUCUUCUCUACACCAUUGCCCCUGCUUUUCUAUUACGGGCCCACAGCCACGCCAGUUAGACGAACCGGCGUCAGCAGUCAAGUCUCUAAGCCAUGGAGCUCACGUUCAUGGGGCCACGCUUCUGAAGCUCCGUAUGCGUCAAGGUUGGGCCCUUUCCCAGUAAUAUCAGUGACUUUUGUCCAGGUUCCUGUUUUUUAUCCUCUUGAACUGCCAGAUUAGCCACAAUUUUAACGGAAUUUUUGGAUGUAAUAAUGGUUGAUAACCACUUUCAAUAUUUGCACAAUCUCUUUAUAAUUAAAACUCACAAAGCUUCACUUUUAUAGAAUUGGAGACGUUCCAUUGGGUUCUAAAUCUUAGAUACUCCUGGAUCUCAAAACAGCCUUUCCUAAAUAAGCACAAGCAAGAAUUCCUUUUGUCCUAGCACUGUUAAUACUAAUAAUUCUCUGAAAUAUGAUUGAACUGGACUUGUUUAUGCUUGCAUUCUGAAAUCAACUAAGGAUAUAAAAGUACGUACUUUGAACGUAAAUUCUAGGCCUAUUCUCUUCCAUAUUAUAUGAAGGAAUCUAUAAUCCUGGUAUUAUAUUGCUAAUUUACAUAAGCGUAUCUAUAGGCACUUUAGAAGUAUUUAGACUGCACUGUGUACCAUAGGCAUUAAGCACAGUCAUGUUAAAUAGGCUUGAUUAAUAGCUGUACGGUGAGACAUGAUUGCUUUAUCAUUUGCACCUAGAAUGCUCGCUUCAGCACAGGCUGGGCCGUGUGGAUGGCUAAACUGCUGUCCUGGGCUCUUGUGGACACUGGCACUGUUCCCCCUUUAAGAAAGUUGGCAUAAAGGCUACAGAUAGAAACUUAAUUCCUCCCAAUGUGGAACUUGGCUUUCUUAUCUAACCAGGAUUUUAGAAUUUAAAUUUCAAAACUGCUUUUGUGAUUAUAACCAUUUGGUACUGCAAGGCUUUAAUAUCAAAUCUAUUUUUUAUAUUAUAAUUUUUAAGGUAUAACAUGAGAAUUUGAGGAAAUCUUUAAAAGGCAAAAGAUUUAUACAAUCUGAAGAGAAACCAGAGUAUGAGGAAAUCUUUAAAAAAAAAAAAAAAGUUGACUUGGAUUUCAGAGUAGUACAAUACAAAAACCAAGACCAGAACAAAACCACAUAGUUGUUUGCUGAGAUACUUUGGAUUUGAAUUAAGAUUUGUUUGUAUCUUGGGAAUGGUAGCUUUAGUCCUUAACCUCUACUUCCUGGUCUGUUUGAAACGUGACAGUUCUUUUUAGAUGAUCAUAACAAACACCUCUGAAGCAAAUUUAAUUCUCUAUCUGGGAAAGAGGAUGCAACCAGAUACGUUAGAAAGCUGUCAAAAUAAGGAAAACGGCACAAGUUGAAUAAAGUAGUAUUUAUACAGUUAGAUCUUGAUUAUUCCCAAGAUACUCUGUUUGCAAAAUUUUCCUGUCACAUUUUGGUUUUCUACAUGAGGAAAACAAUUGAACCAUUUCUGUCCCCUUGCCCAGAGGAGGUGUGAACAGGAAGCAGUCGGGAGACGACUUCGCUGUAGGCUUGGGGAACGUGUGCUGCUUUUCCCACGCUGGGGAGAAGGCAGAUGACCCGACUUGUGUAUCUGUGCUGCGUGUUCUAGGGAUGUCAGCUUGUCUCAGGUCCGAACAUUAAUACAAGGUUACUUCUUAAAAUUCACCAUUUGAAAAUGCGCCCCUGCACCUUGUCAUGACUGCGGUAACCAAGCGGCGAGCGUUGUUUCAGUUGGCACUGGAGCUGUUUCCAGUCGAGGUGGAGCAGGACCCUCCCCCGUGGCUGCCAGCCCGUCCCGGAGGUUUGAGUUCGAGCUCUGGGAUCCUGAUGUUCACACGUGCUGUGUGAGGCUGUUCAUACUUUGCAAUAUUCAGUUCUGUGCUAUUUUUUUUUAAACUGUGUUAUAAAGUUUUAAGCACAAUGUUGACUCUUCUACAAUUUCCUAAAGUUAUACUGUUUUCCUGAGACAUCUCAACUUUCCUUUCAUGUGUAAUACUAAAAUACUGCCGUGUAAAAUAAAAGUGAUUUUCUUUUGUAUCAGAA